AACAUAGCAGUCGUUUGAUAAGGAGCGGCUGUCGAGGGAGGUAUAACAAAGAGCUAUAUAGGGCAGACAAGAAGACAAACAACGAUGGGCCGCAUAGAGGAGCUUCCAGACGAUUUUGAUGAGUCCCUAGAUCUCAACAAGGCGCCUGUCUUCACCCCGUUGCCCGCCGCGAAAGAGCCAUCCUUCCUCCCAUCAGGCGAAACUCCCUUUGGAAUAAAGAAAGAUGCCUUGCCCAAGGGGAGCGAGGCUCUUCCGGCCAUGCCACCGGCGAUGGAGUCUGUCAAGUCGCACACUGCAGAUGAGAUAAUAGAACUUAUGAACCAGACCCCGCUGUUCAUGACAGACGUUGACAAGGCACUACAGGCUGAAGGCGAAAAUCCACAGCUAGAUGCCAUCCGAGCACUUCAGAACGAAGGCACACGAGCAGAUAACGCGCAACGAUUCCGCGAAAAUGGAAAUGACUUUGCGAAAGUAAAGCGGUGGAAGGAUGCAAAGGAGUGCUAUACCAAGGGAAUAUCAAUCUUGACCAUGAAAGACGAUAGUUGGGAGGCGCCUGAGGACCCCAAAGAAGAAGCACGAAGACUGCGAGAAAUCGAAGAGGCUUGCUUCAUCAAUAGAGCAUUAUGCAACUUGGAGCUAAAAAACUAUAGAUCAACCACGUUAGACUGUGCGUCUACGUUGAAGCUCAACCCGAAGAAUAUCAAGGCAUUCUACCGUUCCGCUACUGCCCUCCUUGCCCUUAACAAGGUUUUGGAAGCGGAAGAUGCGUGUGGAAGAGGCCUCCACCAUGAUAAGACGAACCAGCCCCUCCAAGAUCUUUCGAAAAAGAUAGCAGCGAGAAAGGCGGAAUUAGAUAAGAUCGCAGCGCGGAAGAGGGAGGAACAACGGCGAGCAGAGAAGAUCCAAUUCACGCUCCGCACGGCACUGGCAGCACGCGAGAUUUCCGUCCGAGAAACCGCCCAGCCGCCAGACAUGGAAGACGCAGUCAUGAAACUCUCCCCUGACCCCUUAUCCCCAGAGAGCACUCUUGUUUUCCCCUGCGUCUUACUCUACCCCAUGCAUGCACAGUCGGAUUUUAUCAAGGAAUUUGCCGAGACAGACACUAUCGCACAGCACCUCGAGUACAUCUUCCCACUACCCUGGGACAAAAACGGUGAAUAUACUAUCGGCUCUGUGGACUGUUACAUGGAGACUGCCGCCGGCGGAAUGAUCAAACCCGGAAAGAAAGUUUCGCUGCUAGCGAUCUUAGGCGGCGGAAAGGUAGAGGUCGUUGAUGGUCUAGUGCGGAUCAAUGUUGUACCUACCAAAAUGGCAGGGAAAUGGAUCGCGGAAAUGAAGGUGCGGAAGAAUGCCUCAAAGUAGACCGGCGGAUAUUUAGCGGAAAAAAGAUCCCUGUUACCUCCCUGGAUAUUCCGCACUUGCUACACCUCCCAUCCGAUGUCAUAUAAAGCAUGGAAUUCGGAAUGGGGCUAGGUCAAGAUUAUGCUUAACAAGCAUAUACAUAACCUGGACGAAAGAAGCGAUAUUACAACAGAAUUGACUUUAAGCAUGAUUUCCUCCAAGGCAGAAGAUUGGAUUUCGGGAGAUAUAUCAAAUAUCUCAUCUCACAUCUCUACCGUGCCGGGUCCAUAAAUGAAUGCAAACAGGGAAAAAAAGGAAGAGAGAAAGCAGCCAAAGCCUGGCUUCUAGGCGAUGGUCUUCAUAACUGCUUGAAGGGCCUGUCCAACUCACACAGGCCA
Molecule: messenger RNA, 1739 nt
Organism: Trichophyton rubrum CBS 118892
Lineage: Eukaryota; Fungi; Ascomycota; Eurotiomycetes; Onygenales; Arthrodermataceae
Exons: 3
Coding region: 85-1362 (425 amino acids)
Biological process (GO): protein folding
Molecular function (GO): Hsp90 protein binding
Source: RefSeq, a predicted model, not a curated record